Molecule: messenger RNA, 2304 nt
Organism: Lodderomyces oxycetoniae
Lineage: Eukaryota; Fungi; Ascomycota; Pichiomycetes; Serinales; Debaryomycetaceae
Exons: 1
Coding region: 1-2304 (767 amino acids)
Biological process (GO): rRNA processing
Cellular component (GO): nucleus
Source: RefSeq, a predicted model, not a curated record
AUGUCGAUAAACCUUGUACUAGAGGAGAUCAAAGGGUCACCUACGUCUUCAAUUAUACCGACACUUUCACUCCUUUGCAAUGAUAAGUCCCUUCUUUCGCAGAUCUCCAAAUCCAAUUUACAACAUUUGACAUCACGUACAUUACAACUCUGUCGUUCUAGCGAUAUUUACAGUAAAUGGUGUGGAAUAAACUGUGUAUACAUUCUUUGUCAAAACUAUACCAUAUUGGCUAGCGAAGGAACUAAUUUUCUUACUCAAUUGAUCACCAUUUUGGAAAGCUAUAAUAGUACGAUAAACGUAUUAAUCUUGAGUAGUGCUGUUGAUGCUGUCAAUAUGUUGAUGCGCAUGAUCAGAGGCAAGCCUACAUUAACGCGUGAGAUCUUAACUCCCAAAUUGAGUACUAUUAUUGGGUUAUAUUUGAAGAAUAUUCAAUAUGACGCCACGUUGUGCAUCAAGUCACUUUAUGAGAUAAUAAAGUUUCAUCCAAACACAUUCAGACCUUUUGCUAACAAGUUUAGCUUAAAGUUGUAUGGUUUAUUGCGAGAAGAAGGAUUUGCCGAAUAUUCUCACAAGUUGAAAGUUGCAAUUUACAGAGCAUUGGCCAUAUUACCAGUGAUUGAAAAAAACGACCCCGAUGUGAAAUGGGGCAAUGAUGUAAAAAGUAUAGUUGGAGAGAUAACCGGUAUAUUAGGCGUUUAUCAGGAGUUCCUUAACUUCAAAGAUGAUGCUAGCUUGGACAUGUUAUUGAAGAAGUUGCCUAGUACAGCAAGAGGAGAAAGAGGACAAAAUUUAUUCAAUGAUUUAGAAAUUGAUGUGAAUGAACCGGGUGGGUUCUUGCAAUUGAGUAAUCGUGUUGGGAUAUUGUUAGCCUUGCUAAAGCAUUAUAUCACGGAUGGAGGAGUUCCCGGUGUAAGAAUCCCCAUUGGGAUGAUCCUUGUGCUCAUUGAAGUUGUGUUUUCAAUCAACACGAGGUUUUUGUCAUUCAAGAGCGAUGUUCGCGACGAGGAAGUUCGCAAAUUGGUUAGCUUGACGUUGGUAAAAAAUCAUUUGAGCACAUUGGACUUGUUGAGAUCGUUAUUAAAGUUUAAAGGCGACUUGAUACCUCAUUUGUACCACAUUUGGACAAUCUUGGAAUUCCUUGUGCCGGUCAAGAAUAACAACAAUAGUAGUAGUAAAAAAGUUAGUUCAUCAGAUGUGUUUAAAUAUGAACUGCUCUAUGUUGAGCAAUUGAAAUGUGUUGGUGACUAUUUGAAUUUGGUGGGUACUGUUUCUGAUAGUUCAGUGUUGUUGCCAUUUAUUGAUGUUGCUUUAGCCUUGACCGAAGUUAGAAAAGAGACAUUACUAGGAGAACAACAAGCAGCUGAUAAGAAGAAGAAUGGAAAGACAAAGAAGAAAAAGAAUACAUCUGCCGUUGCCUUAUCGGAUAUCUUAUCUCAUGAACAUUUAUUUCAAAGCGUUAAUUCCGAAAUCACAUUAUCUGUAGUGAGGUCCUUUCUAAACCAGGUAAUUCAGAGGAUUGAAUUACCACCACAACAACAUUACAGGACAAUGAAGUUCAUUAUCAAGGAAAGUAUAGUGCAGAAAAAUGCCAAUUUGGAGAGUAUUGUACCGAAAUCAUUGAGAGAUUUGUUGGUUAAUGCCGUGUUGAACCCGGGUUACGAUAAGAGUAACAUUUUGCCUAUUGUAUCUUCAAUCUUGGAAGAUGAUCAGUUGAUCUCAGUGUUUAACAAUCCGAGAUUCCCUGCGUUGCCCAAAUAUUACUCUAUAGAGUCUACUGAUGAAGGAAAGAAGAAUGUCAAGGAGGAGGAUGAGAAGGAGGAGGAGGAGGAGGAGGAAGAAUGUGGAAAGACGGAAAAGAUGGAGGUUGCUGAAGGGAAGAAAUUUGGCAGUGCAAAGGAGACUGCCAUAUAUAAGUUGCUAAAGGAGCAACAGCUUGAGCAACAUGAGCAACAUGAGCAACAUGUUGAGCAAAGCAUGCAUGAGGAGAAGCAAUUGAAAGAUGAUUCUGAAGAAAAUAUAUAUGCAUUUACCAGUUCCAAAAGACCCUUUGAAAGCGAUGGCGGUGAUGGUGAUAACGGCGGUGACGGCGGUGUAGUUUUUGGCAAAAAGACGAAAAUAGAGAUAGACUCUGGAAAUGCUCUGGUUGUUGAACGAAUUGAGGAAAAGGUUUUUGCAAGUGGUGAUACAAGAGCAGAAAAUAGUAUACUGAUAAUCACUUCUAACCAAGACGAUGAGUGCUCAGACUUUGAGAUGCCAGCUAUUAACGUUGAAGAAGAUACAGAGGAGGAAGAUGAGGAAGAUUAG